Tricharina praecox is the source of this 524-nucleotide messenger RNA. RefSeq lists its product as uncharacterized. The record is from RefSeq and is a predicted model, not a curated record. NCBI's taxonomy places the organism in Eukaryota, Fungi, Ascomycota, Pezizomycetes, Pezizales, Pyronemataceae. Bases 106 to 498 code for a protein of 130 amino acids. The transcript is spliced from 3 exons.
GUAGCUGUCUCAUCACCACCGAGCUCCACCAUUCCGAGCUCCAACCCCGAGCUCCACGGUCGACCACCCGCCGCCCACCCGCCACUAACGACCAACAACAAAAACAUGUUCGAGUCCAACGCAUCCCUCCGCUACCGCUACCGGGGCCACCGGGCACGAUCCGUCGAUCUCACACAAAGCGAGCUCGUCGAGCUGCGGGCGCAGCAGCGCACAUUUGAGGGCGCAUACUUACGCACAGCGCUGAGCCAGUUCAGCUUUGCGCUUGUCGUGCUCAAGAUCUUCACGCACGAGUUCUAUCCGAUAGGCGCGCUGUUUGCGACUUUCGGGUGUUGUAUUCUGGCCGCCGCGGCGCUGAGGAGGAAGGGCGGGAAUCAGAGGUUCUUUAGUCAGGGUGAGGGGAGGAGGGUGAGGAGUAGUGGGAAUGUCGUCACACUCGUCACAUGCAUCAGUGUUGCGGCGUACUCGGUGCUGCUGGUGUUAGUUGUGCGGCUGAAGUAAUGCGACGAUACCCACGACGAUACCCA